UCAAUGCAGGAUCCACGCAAAAACGAUCUAAAAAAGCUGACCAACGCCAUCAGCUUCCUCCAAAAGCGCAAGGAAUCUCAUGAGCAGCAGCUCCUCUUCGAAGAGAAUCAACUGAAGAGGAUUCUGGCCGUGCAGGAUGCAGCCCACAAGAAAAUCGAGCAAAUGGCAAAGAUGCAGGACUUGCAGUGGCUACUGUCACAGGAUCGUCAUGAGCUGAACAAACUCAUGGAAACUCUAAAGACCUUCCUGGACAUGAGCCAGGAUAUGCAGGAUACAGGGUUCUACAAGGCAGCCACCAUCUACAUCGACGAGCACUGCAAUGAGUCGGAACUUAAGGCACCACAGCUACCGCAGUAACUUUCUUAUUUCUGAUCCCCCGUUGAGCCACACGCAGAAAAAAAACUUGUUAAUCUCAGUUCUAUGGCCAAAAGUUAUGAUAAUAAAAGAACAACUAAAUGGGGUCUUGCUGUC
Molecule: messenger RNA, 471 nt
Organism: Drosophila persimilis
Lineage: Eukaryota; Metazoa; Arthropoda; Insecta; Diptera; Drosophilidae
Exons: 1
Coding region: 4-357 (117 amino acids)
Source: RefSeq, a predicted model, not a curated record